UUCUCAAUAUUGGUAUCCUUAUGUACAAUCCUCGGCAUCAAGUCAAAAUUCCGACCUCUGAGUUUCCAAUCUGGGAUGUGUUUCAUUCAUUCUACAACGCGUAUACGCAUAUCCUGACACUCCUAGUCCGUCAAUGUCAAUGAUCAAUAGGACAGUGCGUUGAAGUCAUUGCUUCCCAGAGGCCGUUCUCUGCUGAUCGUUGCAGUCACUAUUCGGAGGAGAAAAAAAAACUCCCUCGCUCACUCGCACCGCCAGCACCUGGAAAAUCCUGUCCGUGGGCAAUGAAUGGCAGAACCUAUCCAGUAUGCAACAUGAAGUUUCCGCCCCCAUGUCUACCCCACGCGUGAGCUCAGACAUCCGCAUAGAUGCCAUGCCAUGUUUGCCUUCUAUUCUCUAAACUUUACCGAAUCAAUGCGAUGUACGUGAGGCAUAAUUUUGACACAUACGGCCUUCGUCCCCUCACUUUACCCGAUCUAUCUCUUGCGGGGCAAGUGUCUUUGUAGUUGUUUAGUUUAUAAUACAAUGGGACAUGGCCGUCAUCUCUUUGGACACUAUCCUGAACUUUAGGAUAUCAAUUUGUCCUUUACUUUUCUUUUUUUUUUGAAUACACAGCAUGUCUGAAGUGGAUGAUAGCUUCGUCAAGCUCGGGUUUUGGAUAGACAGAAGCCGGGGCGACGUGAUGGGGCAAACAAUCACAACGACUGGAUCAACUGCCAACACCAUCAUAGCUUUACUCACCGUCUUGAUCACUAUUGCAAUGUCUCAGCUAUGGAGUCUGUUCGCUUUCCUGUACCACCAAGCACGGACGCCACCGAAGGGCGAAUCUCGCGAUGGACUAUUCUGGCAGCAACAAGCCCUUUUGAGAACGUUACCUACGCCAACAUCUUUGUUUUUCGACUCGCUCAAAGUGUGGUGGGCAUGGCGCCGCAUAUCAAAGAGGGCAUUUAUACGUUCUAUGAUGCCUAUAUUCAUGGCCUUACUCUUUGCUGUGGGAGCAGUUACCAGCAGCAUCUUCUCAACCUAUGUCAUCUCAACCUCGGAUUUACGUGUUGCGAUCAAUAGUCCGCACUGUGGACUACUCAAUUACUCAAGUGUCGUCGAACGCGGUGGGGUUAAUACACCUGAGUCGUCUUUCAUGCCCCUACUGAAAUCGUAUGUGAAAGACUGCUACCAAGCCCAUGGGCACCUGCCUGCACGGUGUCGAGACGCUUUCGUGGAACCAAACAUCACGUUCUCGAUAAGCCCGGCAGAUUGUCCGUGGGAACAAAAUACCACGUGUCUAGCCCGUAAGAAUGAAUCGCCUGCAAUACUCAUGGACUCGGGGCACAUACAAGGAAGUCAAUUUGGGUUCAAUACAGUUGCACAUAGUAGGAUUAAUUUCCGAAAGAAGACUGUCUGUAGCAUAAUGCCAAUGGGGGAACGUUUGAAGCUCAAAAAGUUAUCCCCAGAGUACAUGACUGGUCUUCGAAGGGAGCCACUUCCAAAUGAGCGGUUCUGGCAGUUAGUUCUGUACAUGCAGGAUGAUGGCUCUGGAUCACCCCUGUGGCAAGGAUUCAUGAGAAGCGAGCUAGAGGCCAAUAUAUCCUCUUCAUAUGACACAAGUGGGGUAAUGCUCUGGGAAUCCGAACUAUAUUCCCAUCGCGGAAAAUACGCCACAAUUCCAAUCAAGGAAUUAAACCGAACAGAUGCUGAUGUAUCUAUCGAUGUCAUCUGGCUCGAUAGCGUUCAGCAUCUGAAACCCAAUGACGACCCAUUGUUCGCUGCGCAUCAAAAGCGGAAAAGGUUUGAUAUGACUUGGAAUGAAGUACCAGUCUACAAUUCGGAUUAUGUUGCAGGAACUGUUGCUUGUGCAAAUCAGUAUCAGUUCUGCCACGCGCGUGGUGGUGGCCAAGAUGACUUUUGCUCGCGUCUCCACGGACUUCCAGGAGAAACCACGAACUACUUGUGGCCUGAGGCCAACGAACUUCAACGGCAAUUUCUCGAGCUGAUUUUAAGAUCAAUUUUAAGAUACGACAUAUCAUGGGGCCCUUUGCGAGACCAAUUACUUGCUGGCGAGCAGAUUGUAAAGGGCUACACGGAAGGACUUCCUAACGACCAGUGGAUAAAGGAGGUUGCAGUAUGGGAAUCUUACGUGUGGGCAGCUCUUCAGAUUACCCUCGCAGAUUAUGCUGUUGGCACGACUUUGCGUGAUCCUGCUGCAGUAAAUUACACAAAUGCGCCGGUGACAGCGGCUGAGAAAGAGCUAUGCGGUUCUAUAUUAAUGAAGAAGUCAGGUGGUUUUGCGAACGUGAACGUCUUUGGUCUGACGUUCAUCGUAACCUCCACGAUCAUUUUCUCCUGCCUCAACAUAUACAUCCUUCGCUUUUUUAUCUUCCUCAGCAAGUCCCGCCGGGCGCUUGCCCCGCGCCUUGACCAGUGGGUCAACGACGGCGUUUUUCAAUUGCAACGCCGUGCUUUUGAAGCCAAGAAUCAGGGGAAAUGGACGAAGAUUGACAGCGAGAUCCCAGUAACAGAAAAGGAAGAAGUCCUGCAGCUACAUGUCUAGGGGUUUCCAGGGUAUUGGGUCAAUGUGGAGAGCGGUAUUGAAUGAGCAAGGACUCGUGUUAGGACGUGGAUCUGGAUGGAGAUAGAAUGUAUGGGGUUUGAUGGAUAUAUGGCACAGUUGAAGGUGGUCUCUUCGCCCGUGACUUGAAUCGCAAGCGAUGACUCGAGGAGUCAGGCUAUGUCAGCUCGAAUGGUGUCGGCGGUCAUCAGUCCAAUUUGACAAUAUAUGCGUACAAGCAUGUCUAUUUAGAAGUUUGACUCAGCCAAAUCUUCUUAGUAGGCAGCAAGUCAAGGCCAAGUAGCAUUGUUUCAAUAGGCCGUCAAUGCUUUAACAGGCCAUGCCGUUCUUUCCACCUGACUCGAAUAUCUCAACUACGGCUGCAAAUUCCAUGUCCUCCCAUCUACCCCGCAAACGCUCCUCGUUCGAUGGAUGCCCAGGUACACAGGCAUGCCACUGGAGCCGCCCGAACUGGGAAAUAAGAAUUGGAUUUGGUCUGAAUACCUAGAGUUGCUAGAGUCGCUAGAGUUGCUCGAAUCGCCAUCACUACCUGCAAUGAUUGUUGAUCCAUUUCAAGUUUGUUUGAUUGGAAGUUACAGUGUUUCCUA
This is a messenger RNA of Periconia digitata, 3150 nucleotides long. NCBI's taxonomy places the organism in Eukaryota, Fungi, Ascomycota, Dothideomycetes, Pleosporales, Periconiaceae. The record is from the annotation of a GenBank genome assembly.